This is a messenger RNA of Parus major (Great Tit), 2537 nucleotides long. Its product is annotated as HAUS augmin-like complex subunit 3. Lineage: Eukaryota; Metazoa; Chordata; Aves; Passeriformes; Paridae. The record is from RefSeq and is a predicted model, not a curated record. Gene Ontology annotation, biological process: spindle assembly; centrosome cycle. Gene Ontology annotation, cellular component: HAUS complex; mitotic spindle; centrosome. The transcript has 4 exons. The coding region runs from base 16 to 2139 and encodes 707 amino acids.
UCAGGACCUCCGAGGAUGACUCCUGCUUUUUCCCUUCUAGUGCUGACCAUCCUUGCCAUGUUCAGCCGGAGAUUUUCCCAGGCCUUCUCACUGGACACUGUCAACAGAGCAGCAGACUUUAUGGCAACGCUGAGGCUGAUCUACCCCCAUGCAGACACCCUCUGUGAAAAGGACUUUGAGUGUCUCUUUGACUGCCCUGAGACAAAGCAAUUCCUCGAGUGGUUCUGCAGCACAGUGGGUGAGGAGAAUGUGCUGAGCCCAGCUGAGGUGGAGGCCUAUGAGGCCCUGCUGGCUGCAGGCAAGCCCAUCCUGGAAGGCGAUGCCCUGGAGGAGGCCCUGCGGAUGUGCUGCCAUGUCCCGCAGCUCCCGAGCUCAAUAGUGGAUGAAGGGCCCUCUCAAGAGGCCUUGCAGCAGAAGCUUCAGGAGCUGAAGCACUAUCGUGACUGCCAGCUCUGGAGGUACAGGAAGCUGUUGGCUUGGACAAACAAGCUGCAGCAGGAGCACAAGUAUUUGGAGGAGAAGGAGAAAGCAGUGAAGCAGGAGUUGAGGAUGGCUCAUAUAAACCUGAAAGCAAAGAUCUUCAAAACCAGAGCUGUCUUGAGCCAGGUCAGCAAGGCUUCAAAGCAGAUGUCAGAGUGUCAUGGGAACAUGGGGAUGGGCCAGCUGCCAACAUGGCUGUGCCAGAUAGAUCUUGCUCCUUACCUGGAGCAAGAACAACAGGCCACUGAUGUAUUUGAGAGCUUCAUCCAGCAGGUCCUACCAGAUAGUGUUCAGGCUCCAGAUGCUUGGGAAGCAAGUGCACAAGGCAAGAGCAGCCUGAAGGAAGGGUUGGAGGCUGAGACACAAAUGGACUCAUACUGUGAAAUACCAGAAGAAAGAAGAGGAGCUCCUUAUCAAGAAUGCACUAAGACACCAUGGCAGGGGGCACCAGUAAGCUGGGGAAUAUCGGUCCAAGGCUCAAAAGCAGAGCUCCUAGAGGAGGGAGGGAAUGAGAGAGAUGGCAGCCAGGAAGUCACAGAGAGAAGGGACACCAAGAAAACAUCAAUGCCAAAAUGUCUUGGGACUGAUGAAGAGGAGCUGCUGGAGGACCAAGACAGCUUCUGGAAGGAGCUGGGCCGACUAGAGACAGCACAUAUCUGUGCCCGGAGGGAGGUUAUAGUCACAGCAGCAAAAGUGGAAGGCACCCGUGCUGCGCUGGAGUGGGCCCAGAGGACUCUGGAAUCUCUUGAGAAUAACCAGCAGGCAGCCGAGGCUGAGCUCCAGAGCCAGGCUGCCAUGCUCCAGAGGCAGCUUCACACCCUGCGUUUUGACAUCAGGCAGGCUCUGACACGCCAGCUGCCACCCCUGCUGAAGGCAGAGGCUCGCCGCUUUCACCUGCCCAUCCUGCACAAGUACUUUAGCCUGGAAGUUUCCCGCCUCCAGAACACUGCCAGGAGGCAGGAGGAGGCAGCUGCAUGGCUGUUGAGCCAGCACAGCCGCCUGGAUCUGCUGGAGCUCCAGCUGAAACGGGAGAGAAAGGAGCUGGAACAACAGGCUGCUUGGCUGGAGAAGAUCGAAACCAUGACAAGGGAGUCCCAGACCAGGCUGCAGGAGCAGAAGAACUACUUCAGGCCCUCCCAGAAGGGUCAUCCACACAAAUGGAUAAGCCCCAAAGACCUCACUGCUGUACGGCUCUGGGAUAUGCUGAUGGGGAAAGAUCAGGAGCAGCAGCCCUUCCGCAGCUAUGAAGCCAUGGCAGCCAAGUGCUCCCAGCUGUUUCAGGACAAGAAGGCACUGGAAGCCCAGCUGGAAGGUCCUAUGCCCCAGGUGUCUGCCCUGGAGUCCUCCAUAGAGGUGUUGUACCACCAACUGUACAACAGCUCCAACCAGCUGCAGCUCUCCUCGCCGGAGAUCUCCAAGCUGAUGCAGCAGUUGAUCAUCAUGCAGGAUGACCUCUAUCAAAAGCUGACAGAUCUCCUGAGUGACUUGGAGAUCAAGCACAGGUCUCUGGAGAACCCCGUCCUGCAGGCAGAGCGCAACCUUUAUGUGCAUUUUUACUGCAAUGAGGGUCAGCUGCGAGAGGCAGUAGAGGAGCUGGAGAAGCAGGCAUCAGCUUCCUCCAAGAGACCACAGAGGGAGCUCCCCUAUGGAAAGGAGUAGGUCAAAGGGAUCCUUGUUCCCUGCCACAGUAGUGGUGUCCUCUUUUGGUUGGGCUGGGUCCUUAAUUCUAGACUGGGAGAGAAGUCUGGUGGUCUCUACUCUGGUGACAGGUUACUUGGACCAUGACCUGGCAGCUGGACUUAAUAGAAACUAAGAGAUUAAUCCUUAAGUACAGAGUUUCUGGGGGCUGGUUUAGAUGAUGUGUAAGAAAUUGAUGCAUCUUGUGGCAUUGGAAGCCUUGGAUAGACAAGACACUUCUCAUGCCAGCUCUACAAGAGGAUGGGUGCUGGGGGCAAGUGGACCAACACUGUCUGUGUCUUUCCCCACUUUCUGAGGAAAGGGGUUUUGUGUGUUUUUGGGAGAAUAAAAAGGUCUGUUACUCAACUGCAGAGCAAUAA